AUGUCAUUCGAUUCAAGUUACUUAUCAAAUAGCUCUGUUCAAAGUUCUUCACAUGGAUUGUUGACAAAGCCUCGAUCAGUGACUGCUUUGCAGAAAGUACCACAGAAAAUGAAUCCAUUUAAGUUCCCCGAUGUGUUUGAUGAUCAAAAGAUUUCUCGAAGGCCACAUUCAACUGAUAUUGUCAAAUCACUACAAGCAGUCAGUAGUGGCAGUAACAGUAAAAAAAGUGAUCGCAUGACACCAACAAUGCAACGUCCCUCAACUGUUUCAACAAUUAAGUCACCUUUUAUAACACCUAAUUCACAGUCAAUUAUAUUAUUUUGUAUGGAAAACGCACGAUCAGAUAUAGCAUUAAGAAUCGUCCAACGAAUGGCACACAAGCGUGAUGAUUUUGCGCAAUUUUAUGCAAAUUUAAGUAGUGAACAGUCUAAUGAGUUGGUUAUGGCUCUAAAAAAAUUUCUUAACGAUAUCGUCCAAAAUAUUACUAAUUUAGAAAAGAUCAGACAAAUAUCCAAUAAAUAUGGCACUGAGCAGGCGCAUAAGCGCAGUUGGGGUUUCAAAGCUGAUUUCUUUGCUGUUUUAGCUGAUGCGCUUGCAACCGAAUGUGUUUUUCUGGAUGGUGCUACUCAUCAGCCAACGGAAACAAUCGAAGCUUGGGCGUCGUUAGUUGAAAUAAUGUUUACAAAUGUACGUGAUGGCUAUUAUAUGGAGACUCGAAUGCUACGCCACAAUUGGCACAAUUUUCAUAGUCAAUCAAAUCUAAGUAGUCAAUCGGAUCAAAGUCUCGAUGGUGAUUCACUCCAAUCGCUACCUUCACUAAAUCAUAUGUUCACAACAGCAUAA
Molecule: messenger RNA, 843 nt
Organism: Acanthocheilonema viteae
Lineage: Eukaryota; Metazoa; Nematoda; Chromadorea; Rhabditida; Onchocercidae
Source: the annotation of a GenBank genome assembly